Molecule: messenger RNA, 345 nt
Organism: Meloidogyne enterolobii
Lineage: Eukaryota; Metazoa; Nematoda; Chromadorea; Rhabditida; Meloidogynidae
Source: the annotation of a GenBank genome assembly
CCACGAGGUAGAAGUACAACAGCAGCAUCUGGUGUGGCGAACAUUGCUAUAAAAUAAAAUACAGAUAAAAAUAUCAAAAUCAAAAAAACCGGAUGAAACAGGAAAAAGGGAAGCGAAAAUUUGCGCUGAUUGAUGAGGUAAUGUUUGCGCAGCAAAACAUGGCUGACCAAAGAGAAAGGAAUUGGUCAAAGAAUGAAAGAUCUAAAAAAAGAUUGAAUUGGUCAAAGAAUGGAAGAUCUAAAAAAAAGAUUGCAGUUAAAAGAGAGAAUAUUAGACAAAGAAAAAAAGAAAAAAUCAAUAAUAGUACAAAGCCAAAAUAAUGGCGGACAAAAAUCAAUACGCGUA